This is a messenger RNA of Sphenostylis stenocarpa, 1248 nucleotides long. Lineage: Eukaryota; Viridiplantae; Streptophyta; Magnoliopsida; Fabales; Fabaceae. The record is from the annotation of a GenBank genome assembly.
AUGAAACGAAACCAUAUUUCCCACAACCACCACCACUCCUACCGACCACGCAAAUGGGUGAUGAUCAUCCCCAUUGUCAUAUUAUGCAUCGUCCUCCUACUACUUAUUCUCGGCAAACCCUCUUCUUCUUCAUCAUCUUCUUCUGCAACAUGGUCUUCUUCUAGGCUCAAUUUAACGGAAGAAGUAGGAGUGGAUCUUCCGAGAUUGGCGUACAUGUUGACGGGCACUAAAGGAGAGGAAGCGCAGCUUAAGAGGGUCCUUCAGGCAGUGUAUCAUCCCAGGAACUACUACCUGCUCCAUCUCGAUCUAGAAGCUUCUGAUGCGGAAAGGCUCGAGCUUGCCAAAUACGUCAAGUUGGAGACUGUGUUUGCGGCGUUUGGGAACGUCAUGGUCGUGGGUAAGUCUGAUUUAGUCACCUACAAGGGCCCCACCAUGAUCGCUUCCACUCUUCACGGGAUUGCCCUGUUGCUUAAGAGGGUUCCUCACUGGGACUGGUUUCUCAAUCUCAGUGCCUCUGAUUAUCCUCUCCUCUCCCAGGACGAUCUCUUGCACAUCUUUUCAUUCUUGCCUCGGGAUCUAAAUUUCAUUGAGCAUACAAGUAAUAUUGGUUGGAAAGAGCAUCAAAGAGCUAGACCUAUCGUUAUAGAUCCAGGCUUAUAUCAUUCCAAGAAAUCUGGUGUUUAUUGGGCUAAAGAGAAGAGAUCUAUUCCUUCAUCGUUUAAGAUAUUCACAGGAUCUGAGUGGAUUGUCCUGACAAAAUCGUUUCUUGAGUUUUGUGUUUGGGGUUGGGACAAUCUUCCUCGCACUCUCCUCAUGUAUUACACGAAUUUUCUUUCAUCGUCUGAGGGCUACUUCCAUACGGUCAUUUGCAAUCAUAAGGACUAUCAAAACACGACAAUAAAUCACGAUUUACGUUAUAUAAGGUGGGACAACCCGCCAAAGCAGCAUCCAUUGUUCUUGAAGUUGGAGCAUUUUGAUGAAAUGGUCCAAAGUGGUGCUCCUUUUGCUCGGAAGUUUGCCAAGGAUGAUCCAGUUCUUGAUAAAAUUGACAAGGAACUCCUGGGAAGAUCAAAUGGGCACUUUACACCUGGAGGUUGGUGUCUUGGCAGUCCUAUUUUGGGAAAAGACCCUUGCACAGUUUAUGGAAGUCCAAUUGUAAUUAAACCUACUUUACGAUCAAAGAAGCUAGAAAAACUAAUGGUGAAACUAUUAGAUUCUGAAAAUUUUAGGCCGAAACAGUGUAAAUAG